Molecule: messenger RNA, 1050 nt
Organism: Caenorhabditis angaria
Lineage: Eukaryota; Metazoa; Nematoda; Chromadorea; Rhabditida; Rhabditidae
Source: the annotation of a GenBank genome assembly
AUGUGGAGGACUGAUGCUGCUAAUCAGAAUAAAAACACAAUAACAACACAACACAAAGUCAACAGGAUCUGUGGAAGAAAAAUGAUUUGCUAUUAUUAUUCACCAUAUUUUCUAGCUGUCCUUCUAUUGUUUUUUGUCGUUUCAACUGAGCAAUCGGUGACUUGUGCUGGUGAGAAAUGCAGAUGUGAGUUGAAGAGUUCAAUGGGAUUUUUUGAGCAUUGCUCAUGUUAAACAAAAACUCAAAUUAUUAAAUAUUUAUCAUCAUAUCCUUUGAAAACCAAAAAUUCGGAAAAAAUUAGAAAUUUCUGAAAAUAAAUUUUUUAAAAGUUUUAUUCCGUGAAUCGUACCUUUCCGAAUAAAGUUAUCACGUGGCAAAAAUGCCUGGAAGCUUUCGGAGGAUCUGAUAUUUUUCAGAUCUCAAAUAUUCAAAUUCUGAUUUCACAGGAUUUUUUAGAAACUCCUAUUUGGAAGUUCCAUCGAUUUUUUCGAUUCCCUAACUCUUCUCUUAAACUUGGACCAUCUAAAGUUUCCAAAUUCAAAACCCUGCUGAAAAACAAUGUAAAAUUUUCGAAAAUUAUAUUUAUGAAGAAUUGUUUUUCCAUGUCAUAACUUUUUCCUGAUUUUUCCUGACGUUCAACACUCAAAAUCUUCCCAAACUGAACUCAACCCAAAUCAUGAUCCAUUUUUUCUAGUAAUGCGAGACGUUCUUCGAGAUCCACAUCGACUUUCACAUUGGAAACCAUCAAGUCUAAACCGGGCAAUUCAUCAACUUCGAGCUUAUGAGCAAUUGUUUCAAGGUGACCUAAUUUCCCAAGGGAUUAUAGUUUUUAGUUCCUCUUUUUUACAAGAAACUUUUCAAUGGGACAAAUUACUUUUAUAGUUUUUUUAAAUUUUUUUAAAGCUGCUCAAGAAUUUCAGAUUUUGAGUAAUUUUGUCAGCUUAAGUACCGUAUAUAUCGAUUGAAGAAACAAUUUUCCUAAAUAAAUAUUUUCAGAAGACAAACGAUCAUCGCAACAAUUUGGACCAUUAAUAGAUGUAAUGCGACUCUGA